This is a messenger RNA of Oncorhynchus tshawytscha (Chinook salmon), 570 nucleotides long. RefSeq names its product membrane protein MLC1-like. Gene Ontology annotation, biological process: regulation of response to osmotic stress. The record is from RefSeq and is a predicted model, not a curated record. The transcript is spliced from 5 exons. The annotation marks the transcript as partial. Gene Ontology annotation, cellular component: plasma membrane; cytoplasmic vesicle; endoplasmic reticulum. Lineage: Eukaryota; Metazoa; Chordata; Actinopteri; Salmoniformes; Salmonidae.
AUUCCCAAUAGUCACUGCUGUGCAUUCCCGAUACUCACGGCUGUGUAUUUCCGACAGGUGAUAGAGAUGAUAGUAGGAAUCUCAGCUGUGUUUGGCGGUAUCAUCGCUCUCAACAUGGACGUCUUGCUCCCUGGUCCAUACCUGUCUGUCAUCUUCUUCUGGAUCUUAGUGGCUUGUUUCCCCAGUGCCAUUGCCAGCCAUGUCGUAGCAGAAUACCCCAACAAGUGUCUGGUGGAUAUGUUGAUUGCCAUCAGCAGUGUGACCUCCCCCCUGCUCUUCUCAGCCUCAGGCUUCCUCUCCUGCAGUGAGCUUAGUUUCAUUGACCCUGGACAAUCAUAUGACAUCCUGCUGCUGAUUCUGAUGGUGUUGCUGCUGGUGCAGGCUGUUCUGACUCUGGCCACCGUAGUGCACUGUGCCUCCUACAAGAGUCAGCUCCGCAUGGGGGCUCUAGAGUGGGAUGACAGCCAGCAGCUCCCAGCUCUACACUUAGAGCAACAAGCAUCCAACGGAACACUGCGGGACUUUGACAAAGACAAGGCCUGGAAGGCGGUCGUGAUAGUGGCACACUGA